Molecule: messenger RNA, 1239 nt
Organism: Sporisorium graminicola
Lineage: Eukaryota; Fungi; Basidiomycota; Ustilaginomycetes; Ustilaginales; Ustilaginaceae
Exons: 1
Coding region: 1-1239 (412 amino acids)
Cellular component (GO): cytoplasm
Molecular function (GO): 2-oxoglutarate-dependent dioxygenase activity
Source: RefSeq, a predicted model, not a curated record
AUGGCUCCCGUUGCUGUUGAACCCCGCGCCGUCUCGCCGUCGGCAGCUUCGAGUUCCAAGGGCACUAAGCCCGCCGUUCGCUCGCUCACCAACCGAACUGCCAACUACAACUCGGAACACUUCGACCUCGGCGCUCUUGCCAGCGAGGCCGACUACCCGUACAACGACUUCAAGCCCUCCUUCCCCAAUGUCCACUGGGAGGCCUACACGCCCAUCGACCCACCCAAGGACCGCGCGCUGUUUGCCGACCCGGAGAAGAAGAACCUCUUGGGCGCUGCUACCGCUGUCAAGGACCUCACCCGCACGAUUGGUACCGAGCUCGAGGGCAUCAAGCUCGGCGAGCUGACCGAUGCGCAGAAGGACGAGUUGGCACUGCUUGUUGCUGAGCGAGGUGUUGUUUUCCUCAGAGGCCAGGACGACUGGACGAUCGACCAGCAGCUGGAGCUGGGAAGGUACUGGGGACCCCUUCACAAGCAUGCCACCACCGGUGUGCCUGCUCGUGGUGAUCUCGAUGAGGUGCACGUCGUCUACGCCCACCCGACGUCGGACCCUAACGAGAAGGUGUACCGCGGACCGGUGCAGCACUCGCGUUCGGACCUGUGGCACUCGGACGUGACGUACGAAGUCAACCCUCCGUCGUACACGUCGUUCAAGCUGCUCGUCUCGCCCGAGGCUGGUGGUGACACGCUCUGGGCCUCUGGUUACGCUGCCUACGACCGCCUGUCGUACCCUCUGCGACAGUACCUCGAACAGCUCACUGCGAUCCACUCUGCCGUCGACCAGGCUGAAGGUGCGCGCCGUCACGGCAACACGGUACGCCGCGACCCCGUCGAGACCGAACACCCUCUUGUCCGCGUUCACCCGGUCACCAAGCACAAGGCGCUCUUCUUCAACCCGGGCUUCGUCCGCUAUAUCCCCGGCGUUCCCAAGGCCGAGUCGGACUACCUGAUCCAGUUCCUCACGCAGCACGUGUCGAGUGCGAGCGACUUCAGCGUGCGCUUCAAGUGGAACGCUGGCGAUGUGGCCAUCUGGGACAACAGGACCAACAUCCACUCUGCGAUUUACGAGGAUGUCGGAGUCAGCAGGAGACACGCUAUCCGCGUGGCUGUGCGCGGCGAGAUUCCGGCUGACAGCGAGGACGGCACGAGCAGGGAGGAGGAGUACUACAAGUCCAGAGGGUUCAAGGUGGACAGGACGGUGCACAGGGGACAGAGACGCCAGGCUGGCUACAAGGACUAG